This is a messenger RNA of Aspergillus calidoustus, 1275 nucleotides long. The record is from the annotation of a GenBank genome assembly. NCBI's taxonomy places the organism in Eukaryota, Fungi, Ascomycota, Eurotiomycetes, Eurotiales, Aspergillaceae.
AUGGCCGAGAACACCGACAACCUCGUUGAAACUGCCCGUGACCAGGACGUCAACCCCUGGUCUGUGGCCGGUGGCCGCGACGAGGCCGGUAACGCCGUGGGGAUCGACUACGAGGCUCUUUCCAAGAAAUGGAACACCUCGCUCAUCGACCAGGCGCUCCUCGACCGCUUCGAGCGCGUGACCGGACACAAGCCGCACCGCUGGCUUCGGCGCGGCCUCUUCUUCAGCCACCGCGACUUCGACCGGAUCCUCACGAAGAAGGAAAAGGGCGAGCCCUUCUUCCUGUAUACCGGCCGCGGCCCGAGUUCAGGCAGUCUGCACCUGGGCCACACGAUCCCGCUUACAUUUACAAAGUGGCUGCAGGAUGUCUUUGACGUCCCGCUCGUGUUCAUGCUUACGGAUGACGAAAAGGCGCUGUUCAAGGAUAGUUUGACCUUUGAGGAGACGCUGCACUACGCCAUGGAGAAUGCAAAGGACAUCGUUGCGCUCGGGUUCGAUCUCAAGAAGACCUUCAUCUACAGUGACCUCAAAUACGUCAGCAACCACAUCCUCAUGAACGCGUGGGAGUUCUCGAAGCUCGUCACGUUCAACCAGGUGCGUGGGGCAUUUGGAUUCAACGAGAGUUCAAACAUUGGUCGGAUCUUCUUCCCCGCUGUGCAGUGUGUUGCGGCGUUUGCGACGUCGUACCCGGAGAUCUGGACGGAUGAGCCGCAGACGGAACGCAAGAAGUCGAUUGCCGAGAUUCAGUGCUUGAUUCCCAUGGGUAUCGAUCAGGACCCGUACUUCCGUCUGCUCCGUGAAAACGCGCACAAGAUGAAGAACCCCUCGCCGAAGCCGGCGCUCAUCCACUCGAAGUUCUUGACUGCCCUGCAAGGCGCCGGAGGCAAGAUGUCCUCUUCCGACCCGAACUCUGCCAUCUUCAUGUCCGACACGCCCAAGCAAAUCAAGACCAAAAUCAACAAAUACGCCUUCAGCGGCGGCCAAGUCAGCAUCGAGGACCACCGGCGCCUCGGCGGAAACCCCGACGUCGACGUCUCGUACAUCUACCUCACCUACUUCGAGGACGACGACGCCAAGCUCGACGAGAUCUACCGCAGCUACAAGAGCGGCGAGCUGCUGACCGGUGAGCUCAAGGCGCUGGCCAUCAAGAAGCUGCAGGACUAUGUUGCCGAGUUCCAGGAGCGGAGAAAGGAGGUUACGGAUGAGGUGCUGGAGAAGUAUAUGACGCCGAGGAGAUUGGAGUGGAAUGGGACGGCGCAGCCGAAGGUUAAAUAG